CAGCCUCUCAACAUUUCCAGAAGUUUCCCAGACGUCUGGUUCACUUGUGAUCUUUUCAUUGAAUAACAAGACACAGCUGAUCCCUAAGCCUCAUUCAAGCGUGAUCGAAAACACUCCAGCAGGAACUGAAUUCCCAUGGCUGACGGAUGUGAGCGCGCCGUCUUGGCCGGCGUCCAGGUUUGCUGGAGGAGAUGAUCUGACGAUGACCUGCCCAGCCUGAGAAAAGAAGAGUAGCAGAGGAAAGAGGCACGGUGCAUGGAGACGACACAAACUGCAGACGGAAGGAGCGAAGGCAGCAGUCAGAAUCGCAGCCCUGGAGGUCUGAGCUCUGUUACUGUAAAGAAAACCACAGCAAAGAGAUGCAAGCACUGGGAACACUCUCCAAGCCAUCUAAGGGACCAGAAAAUUGUUAAGUCAGAUACAAGAAGGUGAGGUGGACUUUGCACAGGCAGAAAGUGCCUCAAAAGAGUUUUGAUCCCACCAUCAAGGCAGAGGCCACAAGGUAGUGCAGAGAGAGAAAGCAUGAUGCCUCUGAAUGUCUUUGUGGUUCUCCAAACCCACAGGCAGCAAAACUAGACACGCCUGCCCACCACGCCUGUACGAUGACGGGAGAGACUCAGCAUGCUUUUGCUAUUAAAGAAUCAGACACUGGUUCCAAUGAGCAGGACAAGGGCCUCUUGCUUGACCACUUCAGUGAAAAAGCAAAAACCGAAUCAGUGGAGAACUACAAGAGUGAGAGUCUUGUGCUGUUGGCUAACAGCGGGGGCAAGUUUGUGACCAAGGAGAAGGAGUACCCACAGCGCGAGGCCGUGAUACGGCCUCAGCAGACAGGCAAAAUCGACUUUAAAUCCUUGCAGAAUCGACCAAAGUUCCCCAGCAAUGACCAGACGUGGUCCAACAGCAAGACCAGUCCCCAGUCUCCAACUGGGAAAAAAACUCGAGACAAGGGCAAGAAGUCUGUGAAGUCCGAGCGCAGCAACCCCCAGCAGUUAUAUAGGCUGGGCUUAACUAACUGCCGUUCCAAUCCCACGAUCGGGAUUGCGUAUCCACAGCAGAAGGUCACACCCCCCAAGAAGCUUGAGGUCAGUCGGGGCCCCAUCUCGGGCAGCUACAGCUUCCAUGUGCCCAACAUUCCUGAGCGUCCUGAAGCAGAGCUGCAGCAGCAGGAACUUAGCUACACUCGCUGUUUUCAGGAAUCUUCCUCAAGUUUCACCUCCACCAACUAUACCUCACAGGCAUCAAGCGCGGCGGCAAGUGUGCCAGUCAGCCACCAUCCAGCCAACACUCAGCACCUUGGCCUUCUACAGGGAGGCACCGCGCCACCAGGUGGACAGCUGCACCCAGCAGAAUUUAGUGGGACGAGUUCUUGGCAGCCUCCAGAGAAGACUUUUAAUGGUGCUAAUUAUGGAGGUACCUCACAUAAACUACGUGUUUUUACAGAAGGAAAUAAAACAAAUACCAGUUUUGUGCCUAUGCCAUUUCAGUAUGAGUAUCCAUCACUGCCGGAGUCGGCCGCUGACUCCUUCCCCUGCGACCAGACCGCUCACCCUGUGCACUACAUUGACAUUUCUGUUUCAAACACACAGAUGAGUCAAAACCCUUUCGUUCAUUCAGCAGAGGAUAGGCAAAAGGAUGCACAGAUUUCCAGACAAUUUGAUCUUGAGCAACCUGAGGGCAGAUUAUCUUACCCCCAGCCCCUUCCACCUCCCCAGCAGGCUCAGUACCUGCAGUCCCAGCAUGGUACACAGCCCUCCUUGCAUUGCUAUAAGGGCAGGAUUGAGCAUUCUGAUAGUGAGGCCUUAAUCUCAAGUUCUAGCCAGUUAGAACAAACCAACAGCAAUCUGACUGACAAUUCAACCACUUUCAGAGACAACCCGGGUGUGGCUCUCGUCUCAGUCAAAAGUCUCUGUCCCUCUAAAGACACAAACCCAAGACAGCUAGCUGAAGAAAAUAGCCAUCGUGUUCGAAACAUCGCUCACGAUCACGACUCCCAAAUGCACUCCGCAAGUAAAUCUUGCAGUAGCUCUUUGAACAAUACCAUCCACAUUGGAUCAGCGCCCAUGUUAUGUGGAGCUAAUAAGACCAUCAGCAGGUUAUCACAGACCUGGGGAGGGGAUAAGAAGGUGUUUUCUUCUCUAGACCAGAAUUCUGCUGCUUUUCACUCCAACCUAAGUGACAAGAGUCAGUUUCAGUGCCAGUCAGCUAUAGAUCAAAAACAGCAAGGACACAAAAACAGGCGGUUGCCAUGGCAGCCGAUACACUUGACAUCAGCCAUGCCAAACCAAAACAGGAUCGAGCUAUCGAGGCAGCUGAGCAAUCAAAAAGUCACUUUCCUGACAGCGGCCUCGGAAUGGCAGGAUGCUAAUGAACCAAACAGGAGUCUAUCGCUGAACAGCCCCGACAGCUUCCAUGGCAAAGGAUCCAGUGAAAACUUUACAGAUCAGCAGGACAGCAUCAAGCAAAACUGUAACCCUACACCUGUAUUCCCUUUUGACAGUGGGGCAGAGGCAAUCACUUCUCAAGUAUGUGAUGCUAGGGGCAAACCUCUUUAUUUUGGCCAAAAACAGCCUUUGCCCAGGGCAAUGCCCAGACCUAGCCAUACACUGUUGCAGGUUCCACCUGUGGGUUUGUCCCCUUGUGAUUCCCCACUACCCUCUCCAAUGCAAAAUGCUCCUUCCAGCAGCACCUGCUCCUCCCUCUCUCCAGCCUCUACCAGCCCUGUUAUCAGCUCUGAGGAUAACCAUCUUACCACAACUGGGCCACUCCCUCAGUUUUAUCACCAACAUCAAGGGAAGAUGCUGACGCCAUCAGAUCAUCUGAACUCAGACCUUCAGCAUUUCCAUAGUAACAUCUCUAGAACAGCAGUCAACCCUUCAGAGAGAGCCAAGGAAGACACACUGAGCAAUCUGCAUAAUAUGAAAUAUAAAGCCAACAUUGAUAGUGGCAAAAACUGUAUGCACAGCAUUGCAGGGGAACAGCAGCCCCCUCCUUCAUAUUCAGCUCAUCAGCUUCUUGCCACCUCUUUAGUCACUAACCUUGACCAACUGGAUGUUCUUCUUACAUGUAAACAAUGUGACCAGAAUUUCAGCAACCUGUCUUCUUUCCUUGAUCAUAAGCAAUACUGUCAUACAUUGAUCCAGAAAAAUGAAUUUAAAAAUGAGCCAAAUGAUCCUAGAAAAUUCCAGAAUGAUUCUGCAAAGAGCACUAUGUCUGGUACAACUUCCUCUCUGUCAAGGUAUCCAUCUGAUAUGCAUUUGUCCCUGUUGGGGUUGAAUAAGAAUGGAGAACUAAUGUCUGACAAUGAGAUCAAAGGAGAAUCAAAGGAUGAUCCUUCUAAAUUAAACUUGUUUGCUGUAACUAACAGUCUUCCCGUUUCCCUUCCUGAUUUGGAGAUGGAUGAUGCUAAACUAGACAGCCUUAUCACAGAAGCAUUAAAUGGAUUGGGUUACCAGUCAGAUAAUGCAGAAAUUGACAGUAGCUUCAUCGAUGCUUUUGCAGACGAUGAACCUAUGACGGCUAAAGUUACAGGAAGCAUGCAAAUGGUAAAAAGCAAAGACUGUGUGAUGUUUGACAGCAAAAGCAAACAUGUAGACUCUACAGAAGAGAAAUCUCAGACACAAGGGAGAUAUCUAUAUGACUCUGACAGGGAAUCAUUAAAUAAAACCAAAAAAAGAGCAAGCAUGCUUGAAAAGACACUGCAGGACAUUGAACAAGAGGAAAAUACUAACAUCAAAGAAGCGAUUCCACAUUACAAAGCUAGAGGUUCUUCAUCUGAGAUGUCAAUUGAAAAAUUUAAAAUAAGGAAAGAGGAAGACAAUUCUGGAGACAAAGGUAGAGAAGAAGACAAGAAAAACUCUCGACUAUUGGUAUCUAGUAGGUUCACAGAAAGAACCAAAGUAAAAAGUUUCCAGGAAAGUUACUCUUCCAUAACAUCAGCCAUUCCUCAAUCCUCUUGUAGUACUCGGCAUUCUGUAUCACAGAAAACUGGAGUAAAGUACAGUAAGAAGAGGAAGGCAGGAGGUGGGACCUGGAGCAAAGAACUAAUUCACAAAAUAGUACAACAGAAGAACAAGCUUCAUGCUAAAGGAACUAAAAACCAGCAAUUUUCCUUGGUGAUGGAGAAGAUCUCUCCAGUAGCACAGAAUCCAAAGUUUGAGGAGUACGACUAUGUGUCAGAUUCAGAUGAAGACUAUGGACCCCUGAAAAUAGUACAUCAAGGGCGCCUAGGACACAGUCGACACUACAAGUACACCUAUUCUAAGGAAUACAAAAGCAGCGAGCAGAGAAACAAAGCAAAUUCAAUUCCAUGGAACUGUGAAUCCAAAGAGAGUCUGGAAGUUAAGGUUGCAGAGAAUAUUUCUCCAACAACGACAAAACAGAUUGCCACGUGCAGGGUUCGGAGGAGGAGGAGCAGCAGGUCAUCCACAAGCAGCGAACACAGCACACCAACCAGCAUAUCUUGUGAGAGUGUCUACAGCCCCAAGAACACAGAUCGCACAGACUCGGACAGUGAGAAGGGGCUGGCGAUGAAAAAAAUUAGCUCUAGCAAUGUCGUACUCAUGGAUUAUUUUGUACAUGAUGUGUAUGAGACAUCAACAGUGGAAACCUGCAAAGAGCCCAGCAAAUCAUCCCAGCUAUUCUCUAGGAACACUAAGAGGUAUGGGUCUACUAAGUUUCUCCUCUCUGCUAACAUAAACUCAUGCAGGAUAGGUAUGGAAAGCACCUCAGAACUGAGCGACACCAGCACUGUCAGCAAAAGUCUAACGAGAUACAACAGUACAGGAGUGUCUUCACAGGAGAAAGAGCAACAAUGCAACGUUAAUGCAUUAAGCAUUGCACGAAGUGCUGAACAAUGCUCAAGUAGUAGACUAGAUGACACAAAGUUUAAUGAGCCAUUUAAACUCACCAUAAAUGAUUCUCCUGGAGCCCACCCUGAAUUACUGCCAAUAGAAGGAACACCAGACACUAACAGUACAAAUUCUGUAGCUAUUAGCGGGAGAUCCAAAAAUGGCAUCUUGGAGAGGGAGGAGUUAGAGUAUAAAGAAAGUGUUGGAACAAUUUCCAAUUCCUAUAAAGAUCUGCUGUCAAGUGCUGAGACUCCACCUAUUCCUGUCAAUAAUCACAUGAGUAGCUUUGAUCAUCAUGUGGACCAUAAAAGCACAAUGAUCUGCAUUUCACCUGUGGAUGAGGUACAUCAGUGUCCUUCAGACUUGCAGGAUCCUGUAGUGCCAAAGGAAAUGGCCAUGCCUGACCUCAUAGAAGCAGAUCAGGGCUUGAUCAAAUCACCGCUCCCAUUUGACACAUCAUCGUUGUUUGCAGACCUUACAGUGACAGGGUUUGACAGUAGCCUCUACACAGAUAUUCCCAUGAGUAAUGACAGCUUUAAUGCCUUUGGUCCCAGAAAUGACAAGAAGGAGUUGUUUGAAUCAACCUUCUCUCCAAAAGACUGGGGCGUGAUGACUGAUGCCACACCUGCACUACGAGCUGAAAAUCCUCAAUUCAAGGACCUUUCUGAAAAGGCAACUUUUAAAAAAAAUGACUCUUGUCACCUUGACCUGAAUUUGCCAGACAAAAUAUUAGAUUAUAGCAGCAAUCCCAACAGCAAUAUCUCAGAAGAUGAGCUAGAGAUUAAAAAAAUUGUAACAGAACUAGAAAACAAGCUCCAAAGUGCCAAAGAGAACGGUUCCCUUUUGAAUGCCAGUCAAGUCUCCAGGCAGCCGGGCCUAAGCCAGACCUCUGCUUUGCAUCUGGAUAAUGAAGCUGACAAUGAGCAAAGUGCCACACAAGUCACAAAAACUGCAGCUAGUACUAAAAUGGAGACAGCCAACACCCUAACGGAUUCAAAUUUGAUUGAUAAAUACGUUGAAACAGAUUCGUCUUGGUCAAGUUCAUUUACCUUUGGUUUAUUGGCGGAACACCAAUCUAUUCACACUUCAGUCCAUGAUCACAGUACUAUUGAACCUUCCUGUGUAAAGAAACAUGCUAAAAGUGGUUCAGCAGCUGAUAGUGGAAACCUACAGUCAAAAUUAAAGCAUAUAACAGAGGACAGUGAUGCGAUCAAUAAAUCUUUCACAGACAAAUCCGAGGCGGACAAUGAAAUGUACGAUGACAAUCUCAUGAAGUGCCUGGAAGUGAUUUCUGAUACUGUCCUUAAAAAACCUGGCUUAACUGCUGGGCUGGAGGAGACAAAACUCUCCCAAUUUCUAAACCCAGAACAGCCAUGUGAUAAUGACACAGCUGCUGAAGACCACAGUGAAGCACAGCCAACCCAGACACAGACAUUUGAGAUUCAGAGAUCUCAAAAGUCUGAGCUUGCACUUUUUCCAAAUGACAACACUAGUGACUGCCCACUGGUAGAUGAGAGUGUGAUAUUGCCAAAACCAAGAGAAACUAAGGCUGGAAGCAAAACAUUUGAAUUAGGGUCCAAUGAGAGCAAGGACAUGGCAGUCGAACAAAAUCUUACUGGUUCUGAUGACAGCCAAAUAAAAAUAAAUUCAUUUAAUGUAUCUGAAUCACAAGAAAAUGUUAUAGAAGAAAAGACAAGAAAUGACAGGAUUACUAAACCUGUAGUUGUAGAGGGCCUUCAGUUACAGGAAGACAGUACAGGUGCCCUCAGAGAGAGAGAUUCUACAUCUCAACAACAACAGUUUCUUCAGUCCAGCACUAUGGAGAAUAACGAGGAGAAGCCGAUCUUGCACACCAGUCCCAUGAUGCUGCUUGUUAGAUUGCCCGACGCUGAUCAGUGUGAGGAGGAGAAAUACCCAGAAAUCCCUCACUAUAAAAAGAGUAAAGCAGAAACCACAGAUAACCUCGAUUGCAGUCUGGUUUCCUCAGGAUUUGACACGCUAUCAGGUGGAUCUACAGAGAGUGUUCUUGUUGCAUGUCACCUGCUGGAGACUGGCUCAACAGACAAACUUAAGCAAGCAGCAGCCCAUGGGGAGCCAUGCAAAUUUCCCCCAUCUAUCCCGGAGUUCCCAGUGAAAGGGAUCACUGAUUGCCAACCACCUGUGUCAGAUAUAGAACUUACAGAUCAUGAACAGCCUAUAUCUACAAUCGCAGAGCACAACCUGGUGAAGAAUCCACUUGGUGUUUCUGAUUUUGAAAAUACCUGCAAACCUGAGGUUGUUCCUGAGUAUGGAGACAUUCCCAAGCAAGUUCUUGCUGAUUUAAUUACUUCUCCUCUGCAUGCUGCAUGCACCAACAUUACAUUGGAGAAUGAUGAAAGCUGCAUUUCACAUGGAAAUAGCACUACAUCUAGAUUUUCUGCACGAAACCCUGUACUUCAUUCUGUUGGGGAAACUGGUGAUAAGUGCAACUCUCAGAGGCUGUGGAAUCAUUUUGAAGCACUGUCACCAAUUAGCAAAGACUUUGAUGUAAGUGCCAGUGAAAUGGAGAUGUGCAGCUCAGCACAGCCCCCGAUUUCUGGGAUGUCAGAUUUAUUAGCCGGGCUGCCUCACGUGGACUUGGGGAUGGGCGAGAACAAAACCUCUGAGUUUGGAGCCUGCAUUCCAUCAGACCUCCCACUAAUCUCCACGUAUGAACAGUCUGAUUGCCUGAUAGUUCGUAAGGAGACACUAGAGACAGACAUGCCAAACGAGCAACCACAGUAUCAGUUAAAACAAACUUCAUUAGAUUUCAAAGAAAUGUCAGAGUUGUCACAGCACCUUGAACAAUGCAGCACUGUCUCUUCUUGUGCCUUAACUGAAAACAUGGAAAGCCAGACGGUCCGCAAGAAAAGUAAUAAAGACAGCUCUGAUCACUGGGAACUUAGUCUUAACCUGCCCCUGACUUACAGCAGUUCUUUAAAUCCAGUAAGCCCACUGCAAGGGGACAAAGACUCAGUGGAUUUUCCUGCAGUUACGCGUACUGUAGGGGGACUUUGCUCUCUUGAUACAUCUAUGCAAAAUAAGUGUAAAUCAAAGUGUAUGUGCACAACAGCAUCUUGCCAACAGUGCAAGAAAAGCUGUUCCCCUUCCAUUAAUAAUGAAAUGUUGGAGCUUACAUCUACAGAUGUGGACCUUUGUCAGCCUUGUCUUGAAACCAUUGCUUACAUGGACUUGCACAGUAGUCUGCUAAAAAAAGCAGAGGUGGAGAACGUCAACCUGGAUUCACCCCUUUCUGAGUCUGGAGUUUCUGCAACAGGGCAGAUGGCAUCUGAUGAUCAAGGAACUCUUGAACCCAUUUUAGUGUGUGUCGAAGAAACUGCUGGGCGCUCAAAACAAAGUACAUCUCCCAUGGCAAAAGGAAGCCAGUGUGAGAUGAACCAAAAUGAGACAAAGGCACAUUCUCAAGAUUCUGGCAACAAAUUCACAUAUUCAAAAAAGAACAGCAAACAAGGAACAAUACUGUGUGAGAUUUGCUCUGCAUGUUUCAGAACAAUACCAGGCCUGAAACGACAUAAAGCCACGAAACACGCCACCAAAUCCAAUGGGAAUACAGUCUUGGAAAAGAUGACCUUAAAUCCUUCUAAAGGUGUGAUUAGCACAAAGCAAUUAGAAACAGGCCACACAGGUGAACUUUCAUGCCUUGAUUAUCAGGACUCUUUAAAUGUGAAACCACUGGAAAACUGUAACAUGCUGCCAUCUGUGGGAAUUCUAUCAACAAACAGAGUCAGUGUGGAAGAGAAUAAUUCAAACUUUGGAGGAACUGAAAGUGAAGAAGUUCACCUACCGACAGCAGAGAGCAAAGAAACACAGUCAGCUCCUCAUGCAAUGGGUAAACUUUCAAAAGGUUCUGAAAUACUGAAAAACAGAAGGACUGAUAACAACAGCAGUUUUACAAGUAAAGAUAAAGUAAAUCCAGACCAGUUUAAUGAUGAGCUCCUCAAUAUACUCAAAACUGAUAUUUUACAGGCUAUUACCUCUAACUUUCCCACUGCACCUCAGGGGUUACGUCGAAAACAGCCUGAAGACCAAGAGAACCUUAACCAAGCAGAUGACAUUGAAAUGUCGAUACCUGGAAGUCUUACAUUUAAAUUGACCAGUGAUGCUAAAGAAAUUGAUGCAGCUUGUUCAGGGAACUCUAAUCUGUACAAGGAGUGUGUUGCGCUCACUCAGAAUGAAACAGUGAGUGAAUGGGAAAGGAGCGCAGGACCGAAAGAGAUGAACAACACAGAAAGUAACAAAAUUAGUAUAACGAGUGAGAAGCCUAAGAAUAUCUUUUCUAACAUUAAGGAUGUAUGUGAGCAAAAGCUGAUUUGUUCUGAGAAAGGCACUGGCACAGAGACAAUAGGAGAAGGUCCGGUGGAGAUCAAAUGUGAGAAAAGCACUUGCCUAACAGAUGAGGCAGACAACCACUCCCUUUGUUUUAAAAAUCCAUCAACAAAUACUCCACAGCCAAGCUUUGGCCUUGAGGCCUUACUAGAUGAUGAAAGAACCUUCUCUCAGUUGUUCCCCAGAGAUGAAGCAAUAAUUAGAAAGAAAUGUACAAGGGUUUAUGGCAAGAAAAACAAAAAGCAGAAGAUCAACCCUAAUCUUCCCUUGGUGGAAGCUCAUCCUGACUCCAACAUGGCCUUAGGUAAUGAAAAGCAACUUUCAGAGAGCGACAGCAAUCAGGCUUUACUUCAGUUGGGAGACAGCUGCAAGUAUGAGACUAUAUCGAUGGAUCAUGCCAUAAUGCUAGACAUGUGUCACAAAAGCACUUUAAAAAAUGAUUUUGAGAAAACUGUCUACAGCGCAGAAAACUUGGAAGACCAUAAUAGUCGUGACGUUGAAAACAGUGAGGGUUUAGGCGUUGCAGACUUCCCAAGUCUGGAUAACAUAAAAAACUGCAAAGUAGGGCAGGAUUGGACUGAGUCCAAAACCGACAUUGUUUCAGGAAGUUUAUCAUCUGACACUCAAAUGGCAUUUAAGUCUGAGGAUUCAGUCACUAACUGCCCCUCACAAUUCACAGAUUCAUCAGGCACACUUUCUAAUGACAUACAGGACAGUUCAUCCCUCUUCCCUAGCAUAGAUCUCCAGAACCUUAACAGUACAUUUCAGCUUCCUGAAUUGCCAUUGUGUGACUCUAGUAAUAACUUGCCAUUGGUGAUGCCCAUUAGUAAUGACAUUAUUGAUGACAGUCACAGCAUGAAGUCUACCAAGAAGCCCACCGAACGCAGGGGGAGGAAACGCAAUGAGGGGGCAUUGAAGCUCCGGGACAAACAGUACAAAUGCAAGGUGUGCUUCACUUGGUUCCUCACCCUGGGGGAGCUCAAUUUCCACAAGCUCUCACACAACCCCUCACCACCCCCCACCUGUUAUAUGUGUGUCCAGCGCAAGUUUAGCUCUCGUGAGCAGCUGAGGGACCACCUGAGAGAGAAGCAUGCUAAAAACAAGGCAGGCAUCUGGACCUGUGGCAUGUGUCUAAAAGAGAUUUCAGAUGUGUGGAUGUAUAACGAACAUCUCAGAGAGCAUGCCACACAGUUUGCCCGGAAGGGCCAAACGCAGAAUUCCAUUCUAGGGCUGCCAGGCUGCUUCAUGCAGGAGGCAGCUGUGAAAAGCUUCAUCACGUCAAUUAUGCAGCACAGACCCAACAGGGCCAGCAAAGGGGAAAAGGGCAAAGGAUCUUCCAAAGAUGGUGGGAAGACAAUCAAUCUAGAGCAGAAACCAAAUACAAAAGAAGGAGAUGAAACAGCAGGGCCCACAAACAGUAGUGGAAAACAGAGUACAUCCUCACCACUAAAAGCUCAGCAAAAAGCGGAGGCCUCUCAGAAGAAUGUGGAGAUGCAUCCCAAUUGUAAAGAUCCCUCUAGAGAUUGCCACCACUGUGGCAAGCAGUUUCCCAAGCCCUUUAAGCUGCAGCGGCACUUGGUGGUUCACAGUUUACAGAAGAUUUUUCUGUGUCACAAAUGUCCCAUUUUCUAUCAAGAGGCAAAAGAAUUAAAGGAUCAUCUCAGGAAUGAACACGAGGAAGUGGAAGAACCGGACUCCAAGCACACCACGUUGUACACCUGUGAGCUUUGUGCGGACGUCAUGCAUGUCAUUAAGAAGUCCUUCAUCUGUAGCACUUGUAACUACACCUUCUCUAAGAAAGAGCAAUUCGACCGGCAUAUGGAAAAGCACCUGACUGAGGGAAAUCACAUCUUCAGAUUUAGAGGGGGGGUGAGGCCCAGUAAGCCUCUUUCUUCUUAUGCAAAAAAUGGAGAGUUUGAUCUCCCACCCAGCAAGAAGAGAAAAAUGAAAGACACCUUGCUGGAGACCAGUUCUGACAGCAAUCUGGAAAGUAUUUCCUCUUUGCAGUUCAUGCAAGGUGGAGAGACACAGGUACUGAAACCCAGCCUCAUUCCACCAUCACACUUAGCUACUGGUGACUCAUCUUCUGGGCACAAGGACACCAGUAUAAAAAAGGAAGACACUGUAGAAGACUUCUCAGAAAUGAUGUCUACCUUUGACAGAUCACAACAUUUUAUGGUUCCAAAAUCUGGAUGUUUCUCUCCAUCAGUACCAAAAUCACAGACAACCGGGACUUCUUCCACGUUGGAGACCUGCGACACUGGUGAGGAAUCACCUACAAAAGACAUUAAUUUAAAGGAUGCGACUUGCAGCCAAAGUGAGAAACAGGUAACCAUGUUAGCCGUGAAAGACUGCAGUGCUACUAAGGGUGAGUCAGUGACUAACAGUACAGAAAAGAAGCCGACGGCUGGUGACAAUCCUUCAGUUAGUAAGAUCAAUUUAUUUGAGGUCAAUGUGACACAUUCAGUUGAGGAUGUUACUUCCACUAAGAGAAUGGAGUCAGUUAAUACUAUCAUUGUAUUUAAUGCUACAAAUUCACCCGAUGACUCAGUCACUGCAGUAGAGAAGGUGUCUUCAGCUCAAUGCACUAAAGAAGUGUUGAUUGAUGAGUGUGCCAGCCCGACAUCAGAAGUUAAAAAUCUGGUUAAAGAUGGUCCACCAACAGACACUAAGCAGAGAUCCGUGGCAGAGAGAAUGGUGGUGGAGAAUCUGCGGCAACCUUCUGAUAACAAGCAAAAAAAUGAAAAUAACCCAACAGCAGCAACAGGCAGUAGCAUUGGACAAGAAGGUGACAUCCCAGUGAAAGAGAACAGUCUACCCAAGCAGGCUGAAAUCACAAAGCAAAGCCCUGACUCUAGUCCAAAGAGAACUACGGAGUCUUUGACAAGUAAUAUCAAGCAAAAAAAACGGAAGGAUCCAAAGACCUUCCUGAGCUGCAAAGGAUCCACCCCGGUCACACGAGAGAACUUGGAUAUGGAUUUUAGAAACAUAAAAAAGGUUCGACUCCAGAGUCCCAGCAAAGGUGAAGGUAUGACUGGCUACAAGAAAGCUGACGCUGCUGCUGAUUAUCCCAUGCUAUCCUCUGUGAAGGAUGAUGUCACUAAUAACAAAAUACUGCUCAAACAUAAAACUGGGCUGCUGAACUCCCAAACCAAGAAGACCCCCUUCAGCAGCUAUCCUCUAAAGAAAGCAGAAAAUACACGACAAGUAAAUGGGGAUCAUAAGGGUAAAAAAAGUGCUCCUGUAAGACCGUUGCCGCCGUCUAGGACAUCCGUGUCCUCUGUGAAUAGUUCCCUGAGCAAGUGCAAGUCCCAGUGUGGCAUGAGGUCCAUGGAGUCACAGUCCUACAGGACAGCGGAGUCACAGAGCCACCUCCUGAGCCAACUGUUUGGCCAAAAACUCACCAGCUUUAAAAUUCCUUUAAGGAAAGACACUUCUGAAUCGCUGAAUUAGGCUGAUUUGUGUGCAUGCUUUGAGAAAUAAUGAAAAACAAGCUCAUGGUGUUGAAACAUGCAGAGUCAUUCCUUUGUAAAAGUUGCAUGGCGCAGUAAGUGUUCUGGUGUCAGUCCUUGCAUAAAAAAGCCUGAUCUAUGAGGAACAUCAGCAGGCCAGAAGUGUCAGUUUGAUCAAACCCAGUGGCACAAGGGCAGAGCAUAUCUGUGAAAUAACUUAAUGCAUUCCACAGCUUAACACGUCACUAUCUCACUGGGUCCCCUUUGUAUAUAUAUAAAAAAUGAGAUAUUGAAAUCACAAGAAUACUUGAAAAUAUUUUUUCUUUAAAAAAAUGCAUGACAGUUUUGCAUUUAAUAAAAAGAUUCUUGGAUGUGAUGAAGUUACAAAUUUUCAGCACAAGACCAAAAGAUGUCCACAUAAACAUCUAGGCUAUAUCAGUGCACCUUCCUGAUAACACUUUAUAUAUCCUUUAUUUUACUGUAUUUAGGUGACAUUCAAUCAUUGUACUAGCUUUUAUAUAAACAAUACCUGGUGCUAUAUUUUUAUUCUUUAAUAAAAUGUGAAUAUAAAUGCUUUUUUAAAAAGGUAUGGAUUAAUAUGUAACAAUUACCUUUAUCCAGCUGAUUCUGCUGGUACUAUCGACAUCAGAAGACAAUGAGGAAAAUGUGUAUGUAUUCUUUAACAAAGUUUUUUUAAAAAAGGGAAAUGAUUAAAGUCUUCAGUAUUGAAACUCAGGUGCAAACAAUAAUUGAUAUGUUAACUCAAACUGCCCAUUUUAGGAUCCCUUCCUAUGCACUGAUGCUGCCACAAGCAACCAAACAACAAACAAACAAAAUCGUAAAACAACAAAGCGUCUGUCCUUCCGUUUUGUUUGCUAGAUUAAAAGGUGCUUUAUUAUUGUGUUCAUAUGUAUCUUAUAUUGUGUAUGAUAUUGUAAGUAGUUUACUUCCAGUGCAAUGCAUAAUGUCAAAGUUUUAUUUUGAUAAUGUACAACAGGAAAAAGGGAAUGGAAACUUGACUUGCAAUUCAUUGGUUAAGAUUUAAGUGCUACAAAGUGCCUUUAUAAAAUUAUUAAAAUAUUAAAAUUGCAUCUCUUUAA
Molecule: messenger RNA, 13764 nt
Organism: Paramormyrops kingsleyae
Lineage: Eukaryota; Metazoa; Chordata; Actinopteri; Osteoglossiformes; Mormyridae
Source: RefSeq, a predicted model, not a curated record